Messenger RNA from Haliotis rufescens (red abalone), 1895 nucleotides. Its product is annotated as egl nine homolog 1-like. Gene Ontology annotation, biological process: peptidyl-proline hydroxylation to 4-hydroxy-L-proline; cellular response to hypoxia. The transcript is spliced from 5 exons. The coding region runs from base 236 to 1534 and encodes 432 amino acids. The record is from RefSeq and is a predicted model, not a curated record. Gene Ontology annotation, cellular component: cytoplasm; nucleus. Gene Ontology annotation, molecular function: L-ascorbic acid binding; ferrous iron binding; peptidyl-proline 4-dioxygenase activity. Lineage: Eukaryota; Metazoa; Mollusca; Gastropoda; Lepetellida; Haliotidae.
ACUGCGGACUUAGUGACGGGAAGUGACGUCAUAUUUACUUUUGUUAUUUCUACGACAACCUUUUAGCUAUGUUUAAGAAGUUAUUUUGCAACUGUCAGCCUCGAUUGUUUGCAUUUGACCUAUGUAUUCUCUCACAAGUGGUCCUGCUUUCUUCAGGUAAAUCAAGAGUCUGAACUUCAGCUGUAUCGGGAAUGAUUUGGAAUCCAACUUCGUGUGAAUGUGUAGCUGAAACAUCAUGUCCGACGAUACCCACAAGUGUCUACGUGACGAUAGGAAUGUAUGCCAACUGUGUGGUGCACUAGAUAAUUUAUCGCUGUGUACAGGGUGUAGAAAGACUUGGUAUUGUUGUAGAGAACACCAGAAGGCUGAUUGGAGGGAACAUAAAAGACGAUGCGCAAGUAAAAGCAAAAAGAAAGAGUCCAAAAAAACAGUGCAUGGGGAAAUAGUCUGUCCCUCGGACCAGUCGACCAGUGGCAGCAGUAUUACAAUGCCGACUGACAUAGCUGUUGGUGACCGGUCAUCAGCCCAAUGGGGCGAAUGCAAGAGUGCCGAAACACACGCACGCAGUGUAAACAAAACAGUCAAGGAAGUAUACAGUCGUGACAACAAACCUGACGAGUUGUGUUGCGCAGAGGCAGAUGAAACCAGUCACGCAUCAGUACCAGUUCCAGAAGAAGGGAGUUCAGAAGCCUAUAUAUUGCAGACAGCAGCCAGCUCCCUUAGUCAACCUUCUGGUGCUUCAGCUGACAGUGGAGACACAAUGAGAGAACACAUCACCAACCCUCUAGAUUCAUCAGAGACUUAUGUCACUGUUCUGAAGUCACGCUUUAAAGAAUUAGCAGAAUAUGUGACAAAUUGUCUCACCAAGUAUGGUAUUUGUGUGAUUGACAAAUUUCUUGGUGAAUCAAAAGGCGUAGACAUUCUCAAUGAAGUGAAAGAGUUAUACCGAUCGGGUGUUUUCAAGAAUGGACAAGUUGUUGACUCUGAAAGUACCAGUAAUACCACAAGAAUCAGAGGUGAUAUGAUAACCUGGGUAGAUGGUGCUGAGGAUGGAUGUCAGGAUAUUUUGUUUUUGAUAUCCUGUAUGGAUGAUAUUAUUCUACAGUGCUCUGGUAAACUGGAACACUAUAGGAUUAGUGAGAGAACGAAGGCAAUGGUUGCCUGUUACCCUGGUAACGAUACGGGUUAUGUUCGUCACGUGGACAAUCCAAAUGGGGAUGGUCGUUGUGUGACUUGCAUCUACUACCUCAAUGAAAACUGGGAUGUGCGGAAAAAUGGUGGUUUGUUGAGGAUAUUCCCUGAGGGCAAUAACCGAGUGGCCAACAUUGAUCCAGUGUUUGACCGUCUGCUGUACUUUUGGUCAGACAGACGGAACCCACAUGAAGUUCAGAGUUCCAGUCGAGAAAGAUAUGCCAUCACUGUGUGGUACUAUGACAUGGAGGAAAGAGCAAGAGCCUUAAGGAGAUACAAAGGUCAUUCCAGAAAUGGAAGGAAGUCAGCAGUGCCAUUGAUAAACGGUGACCGCAACUCGUAGCAUCCUCCUUCCUUAUUGUAUACCACAUCCACAAUUCCCAGUGCUAGACGACGAAAGGUUGAUGCAGUCAGUGACACAUGGGACUAUACAAGAUGGCUGCCAUGUCUUCUCUAACAAGCUUGAUUGGUCAACUUGAGUGUGGACUAUCAUGUGACUUUUUGGUGUAAAUGUUGAACCCUUGCCACACUGGAGUGUGUACCUAUGCUUUGCCUUGACUUGAAGGCAUGUAUAUUAUGUGAGCACUUGUAACAUUUGUAAUUAUUUCAUAGUUUUUUCCAAUUUUCUGCCAGCUGUUACCUGACCUAUCCCAGUUUUCUUUUAUGACUGAUAUUUUUGGUUUAUUAAAUCAAGUUUCAUUUCA